Molecule: messenger RNA, 1287 nt
Organism: Polistes dominula (European paper wasp)
Lineage: Eukaryota; Metazoa; Arthropoda; Insecta; Hymenoptera; Vespidae
Product: pre-mRNA-splicing factor CWC22 homolog
Biological process (GO): mRNA splicing, via spliceosome
Cellular component (GO): catalytic step 2 spliceosome
Molecular function (GO): RNA binding; protein binding
Source: RefSeq, a predicted model, not a curated record
AUGGAAAAAUAUUCAGAUAAACGUUCGGAUAAAUAUUCGGAUAAAUAUUCUGACAGAUAUUCUGAUAGACAUUCGGAGAGACGCUCAGAUAGGCGUUCGGAAAGACGUUCAGAAAGAUAUUCGGAUAGACGUUCAGAAAGACGUUCAGAUAAACAUUUAGAUAAACAUUCGGGUAAAUAUUCUAAUAAAUAUUCGGAAAGAAAAAUUACAACAGAAACAAUGCCGGAGAAUCGGAAAAGGACUCAUGAUGUAUUAACAGCAAAAACAGGGGGUGCCUAUAUACCACCAGCAAAAUUGCGUAUGAUGCAAGCAAAUAUAACAGACAAGUCUGGUGCUGCGUAUCAGCGGAUUGCAUGGAAAGCCUUAAAGAAAUCAAUUCAGGGUAGUAUUAAUAAAGUUAACGUGAGCUAUAUUGGUCUUAUAACAAGGGAACUUUUAAGAGAAAAUAUUGUUAGGGGAAGAGCAGCACUUACAGCUAUUAUUAAUUCUAAAUUUCCUAAUAUUGGUGAACAAAUAUUGAAGCGACUAAUUAUACAAUUUAAACAUGGUUUUCGUAGAAAUGACAAACCUCUCUGUAUAUCAUCUGGAACAUUUGUCGCACAUCUUUUGAAUCAACGUGUAGCACACGAAAUUUUACCUUUGGAGAUUUUAACGUUACUCGUUGAAACACCUACGGAUGAUUUUGUAGAAGUUGCCAUAGCAUUCUUGAAAAAAUGUGGUAUGAAAUUAACAGAAGUAUCUCGUAAAGGUAUAGAAGUUAUUAUGGAAAUGUUGAAAAAUUUAUUGCACGAGGGUCAAUUGGAUAAACGUGUUCAAUAUAUGAUUGAAGUCAUGUUUCAAAUUCGAAAGGAUGGCUUCAAAAAUCAUCCAGCAAUUCCUCCAGAAUUAGAUCUUGUAGAGGAAGAAAAUCAAUUCACGCAUCUCAUACAAUUAGACGAAGCAAUAGAUUCGCAAGACAUUUUAAAUGUUUUCAAGUUUGACACGGGCAAAGAGCAAGGAAAACCUCUCUUAGACAGUCACAACAGGGACAGCGAAAACAACUCACCACCAAAAGCUCUAGACCCGGAACUUAAAGCUUACCUGGACGCUAUGUCAGGGAACAUCAUCACGACUAUUUCUAUGCAGCUACAAGAAUUCCAAAAAUCAAUAGAAAGCUUGAAAGCCGAUAUGGAAAAGCGGAUGAAAGGUUCAGAGUUUUCCAACAGAAAACCAAAGAUUUUCAGGACGACACAAGAGCAAGGCUCGACAAACUGGAGAAAAGCCCCCGGAAAGACAAAUACAUCAUAG